This is a messenger RNA of Cyprinodon tularosa, 3075 nucleotides long. RefSeq names its product zinc finger and BTB domain containing 47b (gene zbtb47b). Gene Ontology annotation, cellular component: nucleus. The record is from RefSeq and is a predicted model, not a curated record. Gene Ontology annotation, molecular function: DNA-binding transcription factor activity, RNA polymerase II-specific; protein binding; RNA polymerase II cis-regulatory region sequence-specific DNA binding. The transcript has 6 exons. Lineage: Eukaryota; Metazoa; Chordata; Actinopteri; Cyprinodontiformes; Cyprinodontidae. The coding region runs from base 285 to 2498 and encodes 737 amino acids. Gene Ontology annotation, biological process: regulation of transcription by RNA polymerase II.
UCCCCGUUUAAAAAACUGCGCCGUGUCCCUUUAAAAGCGUCUUACAAAAAGCCCAUAUGAUCCCAGAGCUCCAAUCACCAAUUCCUCCUGCAAAAGCAGCCUCUGCAUUUUUGUCCGUCUGAACGGCUACAGUCCGAGCAGGGAAGCAGACGGAGAAAGCAAAAAUAAAAAUAAAUAAAGCUGCAGAAAUGUGACAAUCCAAGGAUCGUUUUCAUGGCGAAGGGCAAACCGCAGCGAAAGGAGUUAUUCCGGGACUCCUUGGAGCCUCGAAGCGCUGGAUCAAAAUGCUCAUAGUGGAGAAGACCACAGACUUCCCCUCUGCUGAGUUCUCUCUGGUGGAGGAUGUGGCUCUGCACUUCACCUGUUUGAUGGACAGGCUAAAUGAGCAGCGCCUCUUCCAGCCUGACCUCUGUGACGUGGACAUCGUCUUGGUGCGCCAUCACAGCACCUUUCCUGCUCACAAGGGAGUGCUGGCAGCCUACAGUCCCUUCUUCCACUCUCUUUUUGCCCAAAGCAAACAGCUUCGACGUGUGGAUCUGUUGCUGGAUGCUCUGACCUCUCAGGGCCUUCAGCAGAUCCUCAACUUCAUUUACACCUCCAAGCUGCUGGUGAGCAGCAGCACCGUCUGUGACGUGCUCAACGCUGCCACUGUGCUUCAGAUGAGCGACAUCGCUGCAUCCUGUCGAGACCUCCUUAGUACUCAUUCGCUGAGAGCCACCUGUAAAGAGAUGGCCAAUCAGGGGGGGUUUAGCAGCUGUGAGCAAGCAGAGAUGCCUCCCUGCCAGCUCUAUCGGGAGAUCAAACAGGAAUCUGAGCUUGGCAGGGUCUACACGAGAGAAUGCAGCAGCACAUUCUCUGUCAGAGUGGAGGAGGUUGGAAAGAUGGCUGCCCAGACAAAGCAGUACUAUCAGAAAGAAGAAGGAGUAGGGGGGGCCAGCACAGGUGUGACAACUACGUGCAAAGCAGAGGACAAUGUGGAUGGAUCAAUUCCAGCGGAUAGUCACGCUUCCUUCAACAGAGAUCAGAUCAUCGUUGAAGUUAACCUCAACAACCAGACUCUGAAUGUCUCAAAGGGAUCAGAUGGAAAAUCUUCCACAAGCACAGAACCUAUGUUUGGUUGUUGUCAUGAAAAUGAGAGAGACUUUGAUGGCCAUGAAGACAAUGGAAUGGAGAACGGUGAAGGACAUGGAGAGGACGGUGAUGAAGACCUAAAGAAGAGAGGCAUGCUGGGUUGUACUAGUGACGAGGAGGAUGAAGAGGAUGAAGAGGAGGAGGAAAACACCCUAAACAUUCCUGGACUUGAGCAGCCCGCUGUAAUGGAUCGACCUCGCCGGGCCACCAGAGCCUUGACUGUGGCAGGCGCCACCACCAUGCGUCAGACUCUUACAGAGGCCACUGUGGCUAAUCAACGACAGGGCGGGAAGAAGGGACUAGAUGCUGAGGGCCUUGGCCAGAAGGUUAGGCUGGAGGAAAAACAACACUUCCCAUGUAAGAAAUGCCCUCGCAUCUUCAACAACCGCUGGUACCUGGAGAAACACAUGAACGUCACCCACAACCGUAUGCAGAUCUGCAAUAACUGUGGGAAGCGCUUCCUACUGGAGAGUGAGCUUCUGCUGCACCAACAGACUGACUGUGAGAGAAGCAUCCAGUGUGUGACCUGCGGAAAGGCCUUCAAGAAGCUGUGGUCUCUCCACGAGCACAACAAGAUUGUCCACGGCUACGCUGAGAAGAAGUUCUCCUGUGAGAUCUGCGAGAAGAAGUUUUACACCAUGGCUCACGUCAGGAAGCACAUGGUCGCCCAUACGAAGGACAUGCCAUUUACCUGCGAGACGUGUGGGAAGUCGUUCAAGCGCAGCAUGUCACUAAAGGUUCACUCUCUGCAGCACUCGGGAGAGAAACCCUUCAAGUGUGAGAGCUGCAGCGAGCGCUUCCAGUACAAAUACCAGCUGCGUUCACACAUGAGCAUCCACAUCGGACACAAACAGUUCAUGUGUCAGUGGUGCGGAAAGGACUUCAACAUGAAGCAGUACUUUGAUGAGCAUAUGAAGACACACACUGGUGAGAAGCCAUACAUCUGUGAGAUCUGCGGGAAGAGCUUCACCAGCCGGCCCAACAUGAAGCGCCACCGCCGCACUCACACCGGGGAGAAGCCGUACCCCUGCGAGGUGUGCGGCCAGCGUUUCCGCUUCUCCAACAUGCUCAAGGCUCACAGGGAGAAGUGUUUCCAUGUCAGCAACCCCAUAGUGGUCCCCAGCUGUGGAGACCCCCUCGGUUUCGACCGGCCACUAGUUUCUCCAACUACAGACUCCUCUGCUCCGAAGCAGCUGGGAACUCCCGUCUCUGACGCCACGCCCUCCGCUGCCUCCAGCCCCCAGCUCCUCCACAGCAACCAACUGUCUCUUCCUCUGCUGCACCCCAUGGGGGGGUUGCCAACUGCCUCACAUUUACCCCCACCGCCUCCCUUGUUCUCUGCUGGUAGGAUGAACUCCAACAACUAACACAUCUCUGUAGCAUUUGAAGCACUUUGUCUGGUUGCUCUUUUUUUUGUAAGAGAGACUCGCAGCGGUAGAUUGACAUUAACACAGAGGAGAGAACUGAAAAUACGCUAAAGGCUGGACUUGCCACACAGACUCAUACAGCUAGAACAAUAAUGAAAUAGAUAUUUUUUACUCUACUGAAUACAGUAUAUAACCUCAAAGUCCUUUCUGACCUAUCCCAUACAUUUUACAUCACACUUGUGAAUUUAUAGUUUUGCACAAAAUAUAGAUUGUAGCAUCCUUUAGCAAAUAACUACCUAUAAAGGAUAAGAUUGAAAUGUUAUUUUGUUCUCUGCCAGGAUGUAGCCAUCACUUCCAUUCGGACUCUGCAAUAACCAAACACUGAUUUUGACAUGUAACUGUUUGUGACAUCAUCAAUAACCAAAUCCUGUUAGCUCCCUCUCCUGGAUAAGUUAGUAAUGUAAUAUAGCAUUUAUAAUCAAUCCUGCACCUUACAAAUGCCUCUUUUGACAUUUAAAAUGUAUAAAGUCUGUUUUUGUUUUGUAUUUGUUUCCUUUUGUGGCUACCAGAGCUGUGG